AUGAAAAGGUCAGUUCGUCCCGUCUUCAGCAUUCUCAUAUUCGUCCUCUUCCCCGCCACUCUCAGCUUCCGGAUCCUACUCCGCCGGACCUUGUUCGCUUCAAUUGAGCUUCAGUACAAUGUAAUACUACCCUACCCUGAAACCGCCCGUGUUUUCAAUUCCACUCUGUUGAGGUACGCCGCCAUCGACAUAGGCGAGGAGAAGACCAAGAAAGAGAUCGAGCAAUUGCUGGAGGGAAAUUUCGCCAGCCGGGGAAGGUACAUAACUUUUGCUGCUUGGAGAAGGUUCAACAACCAUGUCCCUAAAGCGACCUCCUCCCUGGGGUUCCCGGUGAUGCUCAGAUCCCCUGAAUUCUACCUGUACUGGCUCGACUUCCGGUGGGUUCUCCAUCACUGGGCGCGAAACCGAAGGUACCACCCUGAUUAG
Messenger RNA from Linum tenue, 426 nucleotides. The record is from the annotation of a GenBank genome assembly. Lineage: Eukaryota; Viridiplantae; Streptophyta; Magnoliopsida; Malpighiales; Linaceae.